CACUGCCUAUAAAGAUGGACUCAGAUCGGCGAGCGCGCCCGCCGCGACUCGCCACGUGUGCGCCCCCACGCAUUCUUAUACUCCCCUGCCCUCCCUGGUCUUCGAUCUCCCCUCCCCAGCUCGCCAUUGGCAAUUUGACAUAGACCGUCCCGUUGCGCACGAUGGAGUCCUACGUGGGCGCGGGCCUCAAGCGCAAGAGCGGUAAUGGCGCGCCGAGCGCCGAGCGGGGCAUGCCGCCGUCGGCUGCCGGGGAGGGGUUCCCGGCAGUGGUGCUGGGCUACGACGACGGCGGCGGGAAGGCCCGCGCGGAGGAGCGGCGGGUGGUGGACGAGAUGGACUUCUUCAAGACGGAGAGGGGGGAGAGGAAGGAGACCACGGCCGAUCACGCCGCCAGCGGCCCCGACGAUCUCAGCAUCAAGAAAGAUGACCUCACCAUCAACAUGGGGCUGCACGUCGGCUGGAGGAAAAGCAGGAGCGAGGAAUCCAUCGUUGACGACGGCGUGUGCUCCAACGGGGGAGAACACAGGGAGACCAAAGCUGAGCUGUCAUUGACCAAAGCCGAGCUUGGGCGCCUAACCGAAGAGAACAAGCGGCUCAAGAACAUGCUGAGCAAUGUGACCACAAACUACAACUCUCUCCAAAUGCACCUUGUUACACUGAUGCAGCAAAGGAACCAUAGAGGCCUAAGCGCUCCAUGCCAUGAGCUGAAUAUUGGUCCGGAGAAGAAGGACCAGGAGGGGAGCCUGCUCCCGCGGCAGUUCAUCGGCCUCGGCACUGCCUCGAUACCCCACGAGCCGUCUGACUCCGUGGUGGGCGUGGACGCGCCCGGCAGCGACCGCGCGCCGUCGCCUAGCAACCUGGACACGGCCGUACCAAAGCCGAUGGACUACUGCCCGGGCAAGGGAAACAGCGGAGUGAUCAACAACAAGGACAUCAUGCCGUUGCCGGCGUUCGAUCACCACCACGGCGUCCACGAGGGGGACCAGAGCGGCGGCAGCCCGGAGCCGCCGCCGCACCAGGUGCCGCAGGGCUGGCUCCGCAAUAAGGUGCCCAAGUUCCUCCCCACCAAGGGACCCGAGCCGGUCCCGGAGGCCGCCACCAUGCGUAAGGCCCGCGUCUCCGUCCGAGCUCGGUCCGAGGCCGCCAUGAUCAGUGAUGGAUGCCAAUGGAGGAAGUACGGGCAGAAGAUGGCCAAGGGCAACCCGUGCCCACGCGCGUAUUACCGGUGCACGAUGGCCGCCGGCUGCUCGGUCCGCAAGCAGGUUCAGAGAUGCGCCGAGGACCGGACGGUUCUGAUCACGACGUACGAGGGGAACCACAACCACCCGCUGCCGCCGGCCGCGAUGGCGAUGGCGUCGACAACGGCGGCGGCGGCGUCCAUGCUGCUGUCCGGCUCGAUGCCGAGCGCGGACGGCAGCCUCAUGGCGGGGUCCAACUUCCUGGCGCGCGCCGUGCUGCCGUGCUCGUCCAGCGUCGCCACCAUCUCGGCGUCGGCGCCAUUCCCCACGGUCACGCUCGACCUCACACAGACAGCGCCUGGCGCGCCGUCCACGCAGCCGCCGCGCCCGGAGCCCGCCCAACUCCAGGCCGCGCUUGCCGAGGCCGCGCGGCCGGUGCCGCUGCCGCAGCUGUUCGGGCAGAAGCUGUACGACCCAUCCAAGCUCUCUGCCGUGCAGAUCGCGGCCGGCACCAAGGCGGUGGACGGGGGCACACUGACCGACGACACGGUCAGCGCGGCCACGGUCGCCAUCGCGUCGGACCCCAACUUCACCGCGGUGCUCCGGGCCGCGCUCACGUCGUACUUAGGCAGCAGCAGCAGCAGUGGUGCCGGGGCCGGCGAGAGCACCGGCACCGUGCAGCCGCCGGUGAGCGGGGUCGGCGAUAGCUGUAGUAGAGAUGACAAGAUUGGGGAACAGAACAUCUGACAUGAUUGCCUAGCGACUGUCUGUUUGCUUGCUUGAAGUUUUGUUCCUCUCGUGAGUUUCAUUCAGUUCUGGCUUUCAUAAUUCAGUUCCCUUUGUCUCCUCGGAGUAGGAGAUCAAAAUUUUGCUUUCUCUUUCACUCCUUUCGGUCCAUUUUUGUGGCAGCAACUGGAGUAACAAUUUUGUUGGUUCGUUUAGAGGGGUCUAGAGUAGUGUUGAUCUGAAUGGGAAAAAAAAUGCUCAACUGAGAGUUCGAGUAGAACUUUGGUGGUGUACAUAGUUGUCGUCAUUUUUGUUGCUUUGGUGCAACCCUGCAAGUGCUAUGAUA
Phragmites australis (common reed) is the source of this 2250-nucleotide messenger RNA. RefSeq names its product probable WRKY transcription factor 31. The record is from RefSeq and is a predicted model, not a curated record. Gene Ontology annotation, biological process: regulation of DNA-templated transcription. Gene Ontology annotation, molecular function: DNA-binding transcription factor activity; sequence-specific DNA binding. The transcript has 6 exons. Lineage: Eukaryota; Viridiplantae; Streptophyta; Magnoliopsida; Poales; Poaceae. Bases 162 to 1925 code for a protein of 587 amino acids.